Molecule: messenger RNA, 721 nt
Organism: Raphanus sativus (radish)
Lineage: Eukaryota; Viridiplantae; Streptophyta; Magnoliopsida; Brassicales; Brassicaceae
Product: protein MHF2 homolog
Exons: 6
Coding region: 171-485 (104 amino acids)
Biological process (GO): resolution of meiotic recombination intermediates; DNA repair; replication fork processing
Cellular component (GO): FANCM-MHF complex; Fanconi anaemia nuclear complex
Source: RefSeq, a predicted model, not a curated record
AUAUAAUCUUGGUUAACUAAUGGGUAUAAAUAAAAUCCGGUUCAGUUUCUCCCUCUUCGUCAUUCAGAUUAUCCAUUCCUUCCCUCCAAUCCUCCAUCGGAGCUUUCCGUAAUUCGCUGCCUUCUUUUCUAUCACCGGAGGAAGAAGCUUCCUUACAUUCGCAAAACGCCAUGGACGCCAACAAUGCUUUCGAUUCUGAUCUGAUUCACGCCAUCUUCAAGCACAUUUGGGCGCGAAGAUUUCGCGAAAGAGAGAGGAGUGAUGCCAUUGAUGCUACCGACGCUGAGGUUGCUCUGGGAACAUCCAAGAAGAACAGACUUGCUUCUGCCAACUCAAACGCUCUGAAACUUAGCUGUGAGCUUCUCAAGAGUUUUGUCUCAGAGGCUGUGCAGCGUGCAGCUAUAAUUGCUGAAGCCGAGGGGAUCGAUAAGAUUGAAGCGAGUCAUUUGGAGAGGAUUCUUCCUCAGCUUCUUUUAGACUUUUAAAAAGGUAUGAAUAUGAUCGAGAAUAAUUUGAUCUGAUGAUUAACAGUGAUUUCACGCAAGGUUUUGUGAAGAUAGUACACAACUAGUUUGUCUCUGUUUUGGUCUUUUACAUGAGCUAGUGUGAUCAUUUAUAUGGUAAUGUUCAUGAUAAUAAAAUAAGAGAACAAAGUAUAUAUGUAAUUUGACUUUAUCAUGUCUCUGUAUAACAGUAAUAAAGUAGAGUGUUUAUACCUGCA